CUUCAGUUCAAGUUCCUCAAACAGCAAAGAAAAUGGUGCAGAACUCGCAAAGAAAUAUUCAGAGGACAACACACAUGGAGAGCACUUGAGACUUGAGAGAAAUGGAGAUAGAUUCCAACGUCCAUUUUAUUUCACGUUAAUAUGAGAAAAUUGUGAAUUUUCAUCUUGGAUUGUGGCUGAGAUUCUAUUUUAACUAUUCAAUAACGGCGGCGUUGACUAGCUAGCUAAAAAGUCUUCAUUUGCUCCUCCGACAUUUCAACUAUUCCUUUCGAUAAGCACUUAGACUCCUUCUCCCUCCUUUUCUUACUCGCAAAGACCGACUUACUAAGAGCAUCAUCUCCGUUCUUCUCCUUUCCUUUCUGGUGCUCCCAAUCAACAAUUUGAUCAUCAUCAUCAUGUACUCCUCCAACCCCAAUUCCUACGACAAGUUCUCCUCCGCCCCCGCCGCGGCGGACCGAAAAACAACUCCGCCGCCGAUCUUCUCCAAGGAUUCUUCAACCACCACCACCACAACCUUUACAGACAGUACCGGCGGCACUGGCAGCCACCUCUACAGCACCAGCUCCGAUGUCGAGCCCAAGGAAUUGGUCGACUGGUCCUCCGGACUCUGCGACUGCUUCUCCGAUUGCCGCAACUGCUUUAUAACGUUCUGGUGCCCCUGCGUCACCUUCGGCCAAGUCGCCGAGAUUGUGGAUAUGGGAUCCUCUGCUUGUGGUGUGAAUGGCGCACUCUACACUCUGAUAGCAUGCGUGACUGGGUUUCCCUGUUGCUUUUCUUGUUUCUACCGCUCGAAAAUGCGGCAGCAGUACGGUCUCAAGGGCACACACUGCGGCGAUUGUUUGGUUCACUGCUUCUGCGAGUAUUGCUCCUUAUGUCAGGAGUAUCGCGAGCUGAAGAACCACGGAUUCGAUCUGUCCAUUGGAUGGCAUGGGAACGUGGAGAGGAAGAACCAGAACGUGGAGAUGGGUCGUCUGCCUCCAGUAGUCGAACGGGGCAUGACCCGAUAGUCCUGUAUGAGCUUCUAUGCAGUAGUAUGUGCAAGUGUAUGUAUUAUCACAAUAAUGUGUGAUGAUGUAUGUAAUUCUGGUAUCCUUGUUCCUGUAUCAUGAUGUUUCUUCUUGUUUUGUAUGUUGUACCGCUACAUUGCGAUCGGAGAUAUGGACUCCUAUAUUGGUGCUGUAAGCACUUCAUUCUUGCUCCAGCUCCACUUGAAACUGUUUCUUAGUGCUUAUCGUCCCUCGACGAGCUGCUGGUUUCGUUUGGAGUUCAGGAAUUAGGGUUGUUUUGGUGGUAGUGUCUGAGUAAUCCUGCUGAGUGAAGCUACAUCAUAGUUCAUAAGCUACAAGCCGAAGCUCGAAAACUGCCAAUUGGAGUGUGCUAGUAGGUAUGAUGAUAUCAUUGAUACGAGGUUGUGUAAACCCUAUUUAUGUUACCUUACAGGUUGCUCUAAUUGUUGGUGAGUUGCUUCGUUUGAUCAUUCUUCGUGACAGUUGCUAGAUUAGUUCUUUCCUUCUGUGAUCAUGAAUUAGAUCUAGUAGUAUGUCUUUCAUUUCGGUUUUAAGCUCUACUUUGACUUGGUUCGAGUCAGAUAGCAUGAACAUUAAACCUUUUUCUUCUUAAUUCUUCUGUGGUUAAAAGAGUAAAUCAGUGAUCAAUUAAGUUGGGUGGUUCUUCUGGUUUUAUGAUCAACUGUGAAAAAAACUGUUCGGUUCAUUCUUAGUUGUCCAAAUCAAUGAAUCGAAUUACUAUUGAAACUGGUUUGACGAUUCUACUAACCGGUUGCUGAUCCAGUUCGAUACUUUUAACACUGGUAAUGACCCACUUUCUUUUUAUAUAGAAAUCAAUCACAUCCAAUAAACCAUGGGGUCGUUUGGAUGGAGGUUUCUAAUGAGAGAUUUAUGAGAGAUUUUAAAACAAUUUCUCAUUAUGCAGGAUUUUAAAACAAUCAUGUGUUUGGAUAUAUGAGAGAUUCUAGACAUUAGUAAUUUUAAAAUCUCUCAAAUGCAGGUUUUUAAAAUAGCUGAUGGGAUCAGCUAUUUCGAAAUCCCUCAUUUUUUUCCAGCUUUGUUCCAACCUUGUUCUCUUCCAAACUUGUUCCAAACUAACACUCUUCCUUCUUCCCAGUUCAUCCUCAUCUUCUCCAUCGUCUUUCUCCGGCGAACUCAAGCUCCGGCCACCUUCUUCCGGCAUCCAAGCAAAAACUCUUAUACCGACAUUGCCGCCUUCCCAUCCCAAUUCAGUGAACCCUUUCUUAUUCCCAUCUCGUCCCCAUCCUCUCCACCCUGUUUCUUCGACGACGUCAAACUCCGACCCAACUUCUUCCUUCCUCUUACUUCUUCAUAGAAGAUGGUGUGCCUCGUUCACCCGACUCUCGCAGACCCCAUCCACUAAGUCGUCGCCCGCCAACUGCUCAUCAGAAGACAAAUCACCGGCGUCGAGGAGUUCUUUGUUCGAAGUCGGCGAUUGUAGAUCUGCAAAAAAAAAAAAAAAUUGCUCUGCAAUUGAAGCUCGGCACUUUCGGAUUGUAUGUUAGGGGUCGAUUUGGGGAUUUCCCCUUUGCUGCAAAAAUCGGCACAACAACAAAAGACGUAAAGCCGCCAGAAGCCGAGACGAAGGAACGGAGAAGAAGAAGAAGAAGAAGAAGGGAGAGCGGUAAUCGUGUAAUUGGGAUUGAUUGGGCUAAAAUCCUGAUCCAUUCCCAAACGCAAAAUCUCACGUUUUAAAUUCCUAGAGUUUUGAUUGAGAGAUUUGGGUCUUAAAUCCCUCAUUUUAAAAAGCUGCAUCCAAACGACCCCCAUAAUACGUCUCUUCAUUCAAUUAAACCUAAACCCCCUUUCUAUUCUUGCCAGAUAGGUCGACCCAACCUAAUUAGUUAUCGGGUGGGGUUCAGACCUUGAAAGCUGGCUGUGGCCUGUGAGUGUGACAAAAGAAAAUGAAUCCAUUUGU
This is a messenger RNA of Linum trigynum, 2946 nucleotides long. The record is from the annotation of a GenBank genome assembly. NCBI's taxonomy places the organism in Eukaryota, Viridiplantae, Streptophyta, Magnoliopsida, Malpighiales, Linaceae.